This is a messenger RNA of Chenopodium quinoa (quinoa), 1195 nucleotides long. Its product is annotated as ADP-ribosylation factor 2. Gene Ontology annotation, molecular function: GTPase activity; GTP binding. The record is from RefSeq and is a predicted model, not a curated record. Gene Ontology annotation, biological process: vesicle-mediated transport; intracellular protein transport. Gene Ontology annotation, cellular component: cytoplasm. NCBI's taxonomy places the organism in Eukaryota, Viridiplantae, Streptophyta, Magnoliopsida, Caryophyllales, Amaranthaceae. Bases 170 to 715 code for a protein of 181 amino acids. The transcript has 7 exons.
AAUUCAGUAGUUUCACACCUAAUAAUUCGGUACCCCUCUUCUUCUUAUAAUAUCCCACCUCUCUUCUUCUCCUCCUCUCUCACUCAUAUUCUACGCUAUCUUUCUCUCUCUACACCAUUUUCUCUCUCCUCGCUUUACAGAAGUUAGUGACUAAUUCAAGGGGAGAAAUAUGGGGCUUACAUUCACUAAGCUGUUUAGCCGUCUCUUCGCAAAGAAGGAAAUGAGAAUUCUUAUGGUGGGUCUCGAUGCAGCUGGUAAGACCACCAUUCUUUACAAGCUCAAGCUCGGUGAGAUUGUCACUACUAUCCCCACUAUUGGAUUUAAUGUGGAAACUGUUGAAUACAAAAACAUCAGCUUCACUGUCUGGGAUGUUGGGGGUCAAGACAAGAUCCGUCCAUUGUGGAGGCAUUACUUCCAAAACACUCAGGGGCUCAUCUUCGUGGUUGACAGUAAUGAUAGAGACCGUGUUGUUGAGGCAAGAGAUGAGUUGCACAGGAUGUUGAAUGAGGAUGAGUUGCGUGAAGCAGUGUUGCUUGUGUUUGCUAACAAGCAAGAUCUUCCUAAUGCAAUGAAUGCUGCUGAAAUUACUGAUAAGCUUGGCCUGCACUCUCUCCGACAGCGUCACUGGUAUAUCCAAAGCACUUGUGCCACCUCUGGUGAGGGACUUUAUGAAGGAUUGGAUUGGCUUUCCAACAACAUUGCAAACAAGGCUUAAGAAAUUGAGAUUUUGUCAUGGACUGUUGGUCCUGGAUGCAGGGGUGAACAUUAUCUAAGUCGCUUCGUUUUUAACCAUUUUUACCUUAGAGAACUCAGUUUGUGGUUGUAAUUUUGUGGACGGCAGCUAUAAGCCUUUUGCUUAGAGCUUUGCAAUAUGGAUAUAUGUUACUAAAAGUGUCAAAUUGCGUUGAGCGUUGUUUGUACUUCAAGAUUCUUUGGGUUCCCAUUUGUGAAUUGCAAUAGUUGUAACUGAAGUUAAAUACUAGGCUUCUUUUCGUGACUCCUUAUAGUAGUGAUCCAGUUUAGUGAUUUUGUAUUACUAUCCAUAAAUCAGUCCACAUUAUUCGUUUAAUCUUUUGCCAAGUAGUUUAUUGGCUUUGUGCAUCUGGAUAAUGCAAUCUGUAUUAUCUGGAUAGUACUAGGCCAGUUAGCGAUUGGUUAAGAAUUUGCAAUAUUUUUUAGUGUUAAUUUUGUUUCA